Molecule: messenger RNA, 523 nt
Organism: Dichotomopilus funicola
Lineage: Eukaryota; Fungi; Ascomycota; Sordariomycetes; Sordariales; Chaetomiaceae
Exons: 1
Source: RefSeq, a predicted model, not a curated record
AUGUCAUCCCCAAGCCCACUAACCCCCCUCCCCCUCCCACAAACCCUCGACCACCUCCUCGCCGCAUGCACCCGUGUCUCGCAGCUCGUCCCAACGGCGUUUGGACUGCCUCCGGAUGCGCUGGAUAAUCUGCGGGGUCAACAUGUCCAUGGGAACAACAGCAACAACAACAGCAACAACAGCAACGACCGAAAUGGGGGAAAUGAAGAUGACGAAAAGGCAAACUACCGCGUUUACAAACGCGCUAUUCGCGUGGAGUAUGAUUUGCAGAUACACGCGCGCGUGCCGCUUGAGCAGUUGCGGGGGACUAUGCUGGGUGGUUCUGGUUCUGGCUCGGACACAGAGUCGGAUGAGGAGAGCAGCAGCAACAACAACAACAAAUGGGGCACUAUCCGUCCAACACGGAAGAGUCUGAUUCAAACGCGGGAACUGGCGGCUGUGCUGGGGGCGGGGGGGCAGGUGUUUAAUGCGUUGGAGAGGGUGUUGAGGGAGUUGGGGGGGUUGUAUCAGGGGGGUGAUGGGA